GUUAAGCAAUGACUGCACCAGUGCUGAGUGCACACACACACUCACACAGACUCACUCACUCACUCCUCUGAAAAACCGACUUGUGUUUUUGACAGAUGCUCAGGAAAGGAUUCAGCUCCCCUGAAAGUGGCAUCCAGCAGCAGCAUCUCUGAGCUCCUGUAAGAUCAGCACAUUUUUGGAAUACAUCACUCAUAUCCUGCGCACAGGGCAUAAGAGGAGAUGUUUGCAUCCCUCGCUUGGCUUUCUUCCUAGCGGUGCACCUUGCCGAGCAUCCGAUGGUGCGCAAACCUCUCCAAACUUUCCGACCAAGUGGAGGAUAUUUCCUGAGGCGAAGGAUAUAGCCGACACUCAGUCACGCGGGAGCGCGCUCUGGAAAUGUCCCUUCACGGACGCUGGCGUUAAGUAAAACCUCGAUGUUUGUGUUUUACGCCGGGAAGAGCUCUUAGGAUUUCUCCGUCGUUCACUUGGACAUGUUGCGCAGCGGCGCGACUGCGGGAUUGAAAUAACGCUGCUGUUGCCGGAGUUUCUAAACCUCGCCAAGAUCUCGGGCACCGCAGCUUUCUGGCAGGUGCUCCUUUUUUUGAGCGUGUUUGAAGACGGUGCCAUGCGGAAUCUGGAAUCGCACAUCAAAGGGCUGUAAAACCUGCUGGAAACGCUAUAUUUACGCAGAAAUGGGGUCCCUGGUGAGAUCCCGUUGGCUGAUGAUCCCCCUGCUCGUGCAGGCCUGGCUCUUGGCAUCCCAAGGCAGAGUCCGAGAGAAACCAUGUCCCCGAAGCUGCCGCUGCGAUGGCAAAAUAGUAUAUUGUGAGUCAAAUGCCUUCCGCGAUGUGCCAAAGAACGUUUCCAUUGGAUGCCAGGGACUUUCUCUGCGGUACAACAGCUUGGUGAACCUCAGGGCUGGUCAGUUUGCCAGCCUCAGCCAGUUAGUCUGGCUGUACCUUGACCACAACUACAUCAGUGGAGUGGACAAACAAGCCUUUCAGGGUGUUCGAAGACUAAAGGAGUUGAUUCUCAGCUCCAACAAGAUCACUCAUUUGGAAAACAGCACGUUCCAUUCGAUUCCCAACCUACGCAACCUGGACCUCUCCUACAACAAACUUCAAAUCCUGCAGCCAAAUCAAUUUCAAGGCUUGCGCAAACUGUUGAGUCUCCACAUCAGAUCAAACUCCCUCAAGACGGUUCCUAUGCGAGUGUUUCAGGAUUGUCGAAAUCUGGAGUUCCUUGAUUUGGGGUAUAAUAGACUGCGAAGUCUAACUCGUAAUGCAUUUGCGGGGCUUCUCAAACUGACCGAGUUACACUUGGAGCACAACCAAUUCUCAAAGAUCAAUUUUUCUCAUUUCCCAAGGCUGAACAACCUCCGUGCUUUGUAUCUGCAAUGGAAUCGGAUAAAGUCGAUAACCCAGGGAAUUACAUGGACCUGGACCUCUUUGCAAAAGCUGGAUCUCUCCGGGAAUGACCUGCAGGUGUUGGAUUCGAGCAUCUUCCAGUGUCUCCCUAACUUGCAGACCCUUAAUCUGGACUCUAAUAAAUUAAGCAACGUGUCUCAAGAGGCCAUCUCGGCUUGGAUCUCGCUUACUACCAUCAGUCUUGCAGGGAACAUUUGGGAAUGCAACCCCAGCUUAUGCCCUCUUGUAGCUUGGCUGAGGAACUUCAAGGGGAACAAAGAGACCACCAUGAUUUGUGCAGGACCGAAGGAGAUUCAGGGUGAGAAAGUUAUAGAGGCCAUUGACACGCAUGGAAUUUGCAAGACAACCCCAACCCCUUAUCUGACGAUGUCCUCUACUGUAAGUUCCCCAUCCAAAGCCAAACGUUUCCCCCUGCCCACUAUGUUCAGAGUAAAUGAGAAAAUAACUCGGAACAAUGCUGUUGCACCGUCUCCGACGGCAGCAUCCCCACCUGUCCCUGAGCAGGACUUUGAGCAUGUUUCAUUCCACAAGAUAAUAGCCGGCAGUGUCGCCCUCUUCUUAUCCGUGGCCAUGAUCUUGCUAGUGAUCUAUGUCUCCUGGAAGCGUUAUCCCAGCAGCAUGAAGCAACUGCAGCAGCAUUCCAUGGUGCGAAAACGCCGGAAAAAGGCACGGGAGACAGAGCGCACCCUCAGCUCUCCGCUUCAGGAAUAUUAUGUGGACUACAAACCCACAAACUCAGAAACCAUGGACGUACUGGUCAAUGGGACAGGACCCUGUACCUACACCAUCUCCGGCUCCCGAGAAUGUGAGGCCCCGCAGCAGAUGAGCACACUGGCCUUCUACAGGUACGAGCAGCCCAUCGUGGACUAUUGCCAGGCUCAUCAGCCGCUGCACAUCAACAGAGGCUUCGAGCCACCGCCACCGCCGCCGUCCCAGAGCCUGGAGGGGCUGAGGGCACGCGAACACCUUCACCCUUCAGUGCCUGCAGCCCCUCGGACAGACACCCACACCCUGCCGCAGUGAGCCCCAAAUACUGGACUGCAGACUCUCAGGAGACUGAACACACACAUAUACAUACACUGAAAUCAACAUCAGAUGCGUUUUUCUAAGAUUUAAGGCCAGACACUGCAGAUCAAGAGGGUUAAAAUUAGCUAAUAGUUAUUAACAUAGUUUGUAAUU
Messenger RNA from Danio rerio (zebrafish), 2585 nucleotides. The record is from RefSeq and is a predicted model, not a curated record. Lineage: Eukaryota; Metazoa; Chordata; Actinopteri; Cypriniformes; Danionidae.